AUAUAUUGAAAAAAAACUUGUGUUUUUUUUGCGAUUAUUUUCAUCAAAAAAUGAAUUCUAUUCCAUUUUUUAUCCUCAUCAGAAAAUGUUUAUUAAAAGUAGUUAAAACAUAGUUAAUAAGUAGUGUUGAUUAAUUUGAGAGAUAUGUAAAUAAAAUGUGAUAUUUUUUAACAUAAAGUUCUAAUGUAACAUAUAUAGAUGAAACAUAACCUAUAAUUAUAAUAAUGGAGUUAAGAAAUUUUAUGAUAAACUCAUCAGUUGAUUUAGUCGAUUGUGUGAUUGAUGAAGUUUCUUUAGAGGGUUUAGAUGGAAUAACUUUAGAAGCAUUAUGGCAACGAAUGUCUCUUCGUCUUCACGAAGAAUUACCACUGACAGAAUCGUUAAUGGAACAAAUCUGGUCAACAUGUUCAAAAGUCAAAGGCUUUAUGUUCUACGAAUUAAAAAAAGCAAGAGAGCCACUUAUUAUUUUCGAUCGUUUUGAAUUAUUAAAUGAAGAUGAAAAGAAAGCAAAAAUACCAAAAGAUAUUUAUCCUCAUUUUCCAAUUGACGAUUUACGAAAUGGCAUUAGAGGAUCAUGUUCAUCGUAUAAUACUCGCGUGGACAUUACCCUUGAUGCAAGAUAUUAUGCAUUGGAAGAUAUAAUAAGUAAUUACGGUCAAAAAUUUAUUAUAGUUGCUUCGCAAAGUUUAAGGGAACGUGCCUUGGUAGGUGACACAGCAUGUCCAAUAAUGGAAAUGAAUGUUUUGCAAUAUUGUUUUCUCGAAAGAGUUGGACGUGCUCGUUAUCAUGGCGAUGUAUCAAGUGGUAAAACUGGCAUUGGUUCAAUUUCCGAUGAUCCAAAAUCAUUGUUUUAUCAUCGAAAAUUUUUAUUAAAACAAAAAUUAAUUACAAAACAAGCCUAUUCCGAACGAGUUUCAGGGAACAGUUACAGUGGUAGUUUACUUCAUCUAACAAGAUUUUACGUUGAAAGAAGACCAAAAUUUAUUCUUCUAUCCGAAAUUAUAAUCAAUUAUCUAAAAUCAAAGCCCAACUAUAUGUCAAGUUAUGACGAAUUAAAGGAAAAAUUAGAGUUAAAAGUUCCUUUAAAAAAGAUUUUUAAGACACCGAUACUAAAAACAAUUAUUAGAACGGAUAUUAAAGUAGCAUAUGGAAAUUUAAAUCCACAAGCUAAUGAAAUAGGUAAAAACGGAUGUAGUAUAGCUGAGAAAAUAGUGAGAGCUAUUCAACUUGUGGAUCCGAAUAUUGAUAUCAAUCAAUUUUGGGGAAAACAUGAUGGACCAGACGAAGAAGAAUCUUACGAUUUGGAUACAUCGAGGCAAAAAUUAAAUAUAUCAUAUCUAAAGCAAGCGAAUCGUUUUGUGGAAGAGUCUCGUCAACAAGGAUUAAGUCAAACGGAACUUGGUGCAAAACUCGGUAUGACAAAAUUACACACACGAACAAUUCUACGAAAUUUAGUCAAAACACGAAUAGUCGCAACUUACAUGAAUGACGUUGGUAAGCAAAGAGUCACAAAAUAUAUAGCGAAAAAGUAUGAACAUUCGAGUCAAAUGAGUAAACAAUUAAUGCAAGAAAUGGACAAAAUGAAAGAAUUCAAUCGUACCUCUCAAGAAGAAAAAAAUAAUGAUCGUCCACCAGUGAAUGAACCAGUAAAUCCACCAGUUAAACAAUUAGUGAAUCAAAUACCGAAUUUACCACCAGAAGUUCCUCCAGAAGAAAUUUAUCCAAUGGAUGAUCAUGAUGAUGUUCAAUUUACCGAUGAAUUGCAAACAAAUCAUGUUGAACGUGACGAACAAUUAUUUAUUAGUGUUAAUAAAAUUUUUGCAAAAUACAAAAAUUUAAAAUCACGAAUUAAGUUUCGUUAUACUUAUUUAAAUCUCGCACAACUUCGCGCUACUACUUUCUGGAAUCAAAGUCAAGAAACAUUUGAAUCACAAGAUACACAAAAUGAAAAUCAAACUCCAAUUAUUAAUAAAAUGCCAAAUACAAUUCCCUCUAAUAGUAGCGUUUUCAAAGAUGUUAAAACAAAAAUUGUCGCUUCAAGUGGUGGGAAAAAGAAGGGUCAAGUUACCGGUUUUUUGGAAAAUUUUAAAAACACCAACAAGAAAAAUGUCACCUAUCGAUUAUUGAAACGAGCGAAUCUUAUUAUUGAGGCGGUGAAACAAAAGAAAGUUAUCGACGACACUUCAAAACUUCUCAAGAUGAUCAAAGAAGAAGAGGAUAAGGAAGGCUAUUUCGUGAGGAUCGAUAAAAGAUCAUUGGCAAGGGUAUUGCAAAGACUAGCAAAGGAUAAUUUAGUAAAAUACAUUAAACUAACACUCAGUGACAAUGCAAGACAAAAAGUCGUUACCUACAUUUGUGAUCCAAGUAUCGAUAAAAAUCAUUCUCUCAUUCAAUCAGCUGUUGAGCAAGCAAAAAUCAAAUUUUGUUUGCUACGAGCACCAAACGUAAGGGCAUCAAAACAAUCUAGUCUCUCCAAAAAGGAACAAAAUUUAACUUCAUUAUAUACUUCCGACAGUCUUGAAGUUGCAAACGUUAAUCUAUUCCUCGAUCCUAAAAUUGGAAAGAAAUAUGGUUACAGUCCAAAGUUCUUAAGAAUGAAAGCGUUACACAAUCUUUUAUUCUACUUGGUCUACGAGCAUCAUGGAGAAUAUCAAAAUUCAGGAGAGGAACAAUUAGAAAAAUUUCGCGAAGAAGGAAUUUUUAUUGACGAUGAAUUAGAGUCAAAAAUGAAUGAUAUCUACACAAAUGAAAUCGGUUGGAAAAUGUUUAUUCCACCUCUAACGAAACAUCCCGGCUGGUCAGAUGGAUGGGCUCUAAUGUGCGACAUUCUCAUUCGUCUACCACUCUCAAUUUUCGUGAAAGUCUACAACAUUCCAUACGUGAUACCAGAUCUUGAAUCCUAUUUAGAUCAUCCAAUUAAGAAACAUUUUCUAGUUAAAGACAUCUCGCCAUUUUUAAGAAAUAUUCUCCUAAAAUCGCGCAAAUACAUUUUUGUUAUUCACGAAACAAUAACACGUCUCUGUUAUCUUGGUCUUGUUCAAUUUGGUCCACAGAAACUCAAAGAAAAAGAUCAAAUCUUUUUAUUUCUUAAUCGUCACGCUCAACUCACGGAUACAACAACCUCUUCCGUCAGCUAUCAUCGAAUUGAGGAGAAAUCAUAUCCAGUGAGAGAAUAUGAAUUUAAAUCAUUGUUGGAUGUCGAUAAAUAUUGGUACGAUAUGUGGGAAAUUUGUGUACAUACAUCAUUGGGUGGUCGAUUAGCCGUUCAAGGGAAAGAUAUUUUAUUGGAAGAUCUACCGAAAAAAGCCGAAAUGAUAAAAGCGGCAAAACCACGUGAUCCAAAUCAUGUUCACGAAAAUGAUAACGGUCAAGUACCCGGUGAUCAUCAAGGAGCAGCUGGACUCGAUUCUGCAUUAUUUGCUCAUUUAAAACGAAAUUGGACAUGGGGUCACAAUAAUUACAGCUAUCAACAAUAUAAAACAUCGCAAAAUAAUCGAAACAUCGUUUCAGAGGUGGGACCAAAAUCAUUGGAAGAAGCUAUUCAAGAUUCGACAUAUGGAGGCACAAAAGAGGUACGAUACAAGAAAAUAUCAUACAAGACGACGGCCAAGACAAAAACUACAACAACGAUAUCAAAUGUCGAAAAGGAAGUUAAGGAUACGAGCAAAACAUCAUCAUCGAAGGUUCCAACAAAGAAAAAGUCCUAUGUUCGUCGAGUGAUGCCACGAAAGAAAACCGUGAAAAAACGUGUAAAAUACGACGAAGUCGAUUAUCGUGCUCUUCAACGAAUGGAUAAACUUCGUGUCGAUUGGGAGCCACACGAGGACAAUAUUCUUUUAAUGUGCAAAGUCGCCAUGAUGUAUCUCUUUCCAAAUCCUCGUAAACAAUUUGUUACUUUUAUCGCCGUGCGCGAUACCCUCAGAACCUAUUCAAAUUGUUCAAACAACAAAACAUCACGCGCCUGUCAACGAAGAUUGCUCUACAUGCUCAAACAACCGCAAACAAUAAGUAGCGUAAUGCUCGGUAUCGAGGAGAUCAAACAAAAUUACUUUGUAAAUAAACGUUUCAAUGGUCUUGUCGAUCGUAUCAAAGGCGAAUGUCACAAUCCCGUUGAGUACGAAGAAAAAGUAGCAAAAAUCUUUAAAGAAUUAGUUGCCUACAUCUCGAGAAAAUAUUACGAUAUUUCAAACAUGGAACCAAGAGAACCAGUGAUGGUACCACAAACAAUUCAAGCUUUCAAUCUCAUUUAUGACUUGAGACAUCCAUCAAAAGUCCUUCAUCCCAAGGGUUUCACAAAAGACGUCAAAAAUCUCAACGAAAUCAACGUGGCAGUUAUCAGUACCGUCAUUCACAGUUCCAUGUGUUCCGGCAAAGAUCGCCGAAGCUGGGCCUAUCAAUUAUUCAAAAUUUAUCAACAAUACUCCGAGACAAAUCUUCGUGCCGCAAUAUUCAAAAUUCGAAGUGAUCAAAUGGUAUCAAUACGAAAAGGCACAUUGAGAUCAAGCACACAAAAAAGUGGCAAUUGCAUGCCAAUGACCAACGCUCAAUAUCAAUUAAGUCUCAAUUAUUAUUAUAAAUUUCAAACCAAAUGGCCUUACAGUGUCUUCUCUGAAUCAUACAAUCUUCUCUACAAAUUAAUUCAAUGGCAAUGCGAGAAUCAAAGUCCAGAAUUAAAUUUCACCGUUCCAUCAAAUGUCCCAGGUAUUGAAGUGUUACCAAUUACAGGUGGAAUUGUUGCCGGUAUUCACGAUUUUUUCGCCAAAGAUCAAUUAGAUUUUGAUAUUGAAAUGCCUGAUCAGGUCAUUAUGUUAGAUCCCCGUUUACAAGAAAAGAACGAUGUUUAUUUAAAAAUUGCCAAAAGAUAUCAAUCACUCUUGAUGAAUUAUGCCUAUGCAACAAACUCAUCCACACCAAGGAUGGAAUCUCAAAAUCGAGCAAUUCUCCAAGCAAUUGAAGAUAAACAAGAUCAUCAUGUUCCUCAUGCGGAAAUAAUGCAGAGACCAUUAAUCAAAAAAGGAACAAUUGAUGACAAUUUCACAAUUGAAAAUGCAAAUACCGUUUUCAUUGAGGAACCACAAAUUUUAUCUAAUCAAACCGAUGGUACUUUACAAAACAUCGAAGCGAUUAAUGUCCGUGGUAUUAAACGAUGUCCUGACGAUAGCGAAGAUGAACAAAUUGUUAAACGACCUAAAAUCAAAUCCGAAAAAGAUGAUUGCGAUGUACAGAUAAAGCCUAUUUGUGUAAGAAACAUUAGACAAUUCUACUCAAAGAAUUUACAAAAAGCUGAAGCACUUUUAGGAAGUAUUAAAGAACCAAGUCGAACACUACAAAAAGUUGUGGAACUAGAAAAUGCAAAUUCAAAAUUAAAAGAAUCGAAAAAAGAUAUUGACGUAGAUCCACUUCAAGUUGAUCAUAUAUCAAAUGAAGAGCAAGAAGAAUUUGAACCACGACCACCUCGUCGUUGUCCAAGUGAAUUUUAUUAUACACGAUUUGGAAUGUUAAAAAUGCAUCAAGAACACAAUGAACUUACAUUGGCUGACAGUCAUCAUGCUCAUGAUUUUUUUGUCGUCAAUUCUUUCAAUAUUUUUUAUAAAUUAACAUUAUCAGAUGUUGAUGGACCGAGAAAAUUGGAUGUGCAUCAAGGUUACGAAAUUCCCUCGGAUAUAUUACCAUUGAAAUUGAAUACAGUCAAUAAAUUAUUGAAUAAAAUUAAAAAGAACGCAAUUUUUCCAAAACAAGUCACAUCCUAUCAGGAAUUUCAACAAAUUGUGAUGGACAACGUAAGAAUUCCCUGGGCUAUAAUUCAUGCCGUUUGUAUGUUUAUAAAAGAAAAAAAAGAAUUGGGAGCAACUUUAUUAGACCUCUCCACGACAUUCGACUGUAUUGGCGAUGCACUUUGUGAUAUUCUCACAAUAUUAACGGAAUAUUGUCAAAUUUUACGAUCUGGUGUUACGUGCGUUCGUUAUAUUCAUCAACAACAUGCCGAUCCAUGGCUAAUUAAUUCAUGUAAAAUUCUUCGCCUCGAACAAGAAGCACAACAACCUGUACCAAAAGGAUCUGCCUAUAUUUUAAAUGAUAAUGCAAAUUCGCAGACAAAUUCUGAUGAAAUAAUACCAAAGCAAGAGAUCAAUUCUCCCGAGAGAAUGGAACAAGAUGAAGAAAAUGAUAUUGUUAAUAAUUUUGACGAACAAGAUAAAUCGAAAGAUGAUGAUGAUGAUAGUAAUGAACAAGAGGAGGAAGAAUGUGACAAUGAAGAUGAUUUUACGUUAAGACGAAGCUCUAGAAAAAGGAAAAGAAUGGAAAAAGACAAGGAGAUUCUUCGAGUUGAACAAAUGUUCAAUUCAAAUCCAUCAGAGGAAGUAAAAGUAGUAAUAAAACCAUGGAUUCAUGUUGACGGUAGUCUUAAUCGACGAGUACUUGAUAGAAUGAUGGGAGCAAUUUUAUCGUACUGCAUAAAACAUCCAGGAGUUAUGUUAAAUAAAAUACAAAAUCGAUUUAUUCCAGCGCUUCAACCUUUCCACACAAGAGAACUAGUCGAGAUACUUAUUGAAUUGGGAUGUCUGAAUGUACGAGUUUUAAAACCACAACGAGUUACUCUUUUUUCAAUACCAACUGAUUUAAAAUUUUCGGGAAAUCCUGGAUUGUCACAGGAAGAGGAAUUAGUGAUCGAACCGGAAAUUGGAGCAACUUUACGUUUUGGCACAUAUUUGAGCAAUAAGACUUAUACUUCCGAUUUUCUUACGUGAUAUAAUUAAAAGUAUUUUGUUUAAGGUCAAUGCAUCGCUAAAAAGCUGUCUGUGUUCAUUUCUCUUUCUUGAGUGAUUUUUUUUUCGUUUUUUUUUUGUUACAUACCUAGGUUAAAAUGUUCUACAUCAGAGUAAUAAAUUAAUAAAAAUACACAUCAA
Molecule: messenger RNA, 6905 nt
Organism: Leptopilina boulardi
Lineage: Eukaryota; Metazoa; Arthropoda; Insecta; Hymenoptera; Figitidae
Product: general transcription factor 3C polypeptide 1
Exons: 12
Coding region: 225-6746 (2173 amino acids)
Biological process (GO): transcription initiation at RNA polymerase III promoter; 5S class rRNA transcription by RNA polymerase III
Cellular component (GO): transcription factor TFIIIC complex
Molecular function (GO): DNA binding
Source: RefSeq, a predicted model, not a curated record